AUGAACAACGAACAAUUCCGCCAACUCCUGCUCUCCAAGAGCUCCAAUUCUUCGUCAUCUAGCAAAGAUGGCACCUCCUCAACCCCAUCAUCAUCAACCGCACGCCCCCUAGCGCUAGGUUCGAAACUCCGGCCUAGCAUCCCCAUGACCCCGCGACCCGGCAGCACCGCAUCCGCGCGCAUCGACUUCGCCAAACAGCUUGCCGAGCGCAACCAAGCCUUCGAGCAACAAACACAAAAACAACAGAUGAAAUUCAAAGCCAGCGCGCCAAAGGGGGUAAAAUUUGCCCCAGGCUACGUCGACCGCGCUAAGCAGAGACAGGAAGAAGAGGACGAGCGGGUGCGACGGAUCAGGGCGCUAGAGGAGUCGUACAAGAAGGGGGAGAUCGACAGGGAGACGUACGAGAAGUUGCAGGUGGAGAUUGCAGGCGGGGAUUUGGAGACGACGGGGUUGGUGAAGGGGUUGGAUUAUAAGUUGUUGGAGAGAAUACGGAGGGGGGAGGAUGUUUGGGGGGGUAACAAGGAUAAGGGGAAGGAGGAGAAGGAGGGGGGGCAGGAAGAAGAACAGCCCGAGGAUGAUGCCGACGCGAUCCUGGAGCAGCUCGAGUCGACCGAGGUGAAGGCCAUUACCAGGGAGAAGACACAGAAGAAGGGACAAUUCGCCACGACGGGUCUCGUGCCUGGCCAAAAGCGAACGCGUAACCAGAUCCUGGCUGAGUUCAAGGCGCAGCGGGAGGCCGCCAAGGCGAAACAACAAUCUAGUCUUGGGUCACGGUUCAAGAAGAUUGGCGAGCAGAAAACACCAGGGACAAGGAUAGAGCGCGACAGCAAGGGGCGGGAGGUGUUGAUUAUCAUUGACGAGGAUGGCCAUGAGAGGCGAAAAGUACGGAAGCUGGAUACCCAGGAGGAGCGGGAGGAGGAUGAGCGUACGCGCCUAGAGAGGGAGAAGGAGAGGGAAGCCCUGGCCUCGGGCAAGGUGCUCGGUAUGGAGGUGCCGGAGUACUAUCGAAGGCAGCAGGAGGAGAAAAAGGAGGAGGAGGAAGAUGGGGAGAUUAACAUAUUUGACGACGUUGGGUCGGAUUACGAUCCAUUGGCAGAGUUAGAGGGCUCGGGUGACGAAUCUGGAGAAGACAAGGAAGAGAAGAAACGCAAAGAGCCCAAAGAGACGGAAAAGAAGGAAGCUUCGGAAGAACCCAAAGCCCCUCCCCCCCCACGGAAUUACUUCAAAGACUCCAAGUCGGAGCUCCUUUCUCGAGAAGAAUACAAAGCGCCAUCACUCGACGACCCCGCCUUCCUGGCGGCCCUGCGCAAAGCCAAAGCGGCUGGUCUUCUCGAAAAGAAAGAGGAAGAGCGCAAGGCGGCCGAGAGAGAGGAGCGCCUGCGCAAGAAGUUGGAGGAGCUGCAUCGCGACGACGAGGACUUGGACCUGGGUUUUGGUUCGAGUCGGCUGGAGGACGAUGCCGAUAUGGAGGAGGGCCACGUCAAGUUAUCUGCGUGGGAUGAAGAUGAUGAUGAUGACGAUGAUGGGGCUGGAGGGGGAGGGAAGAAAGGGAAGAGGAAGAGGGGCAAGAAGAAGAUGGAUAAGAAUAAGUUUGAGGAUGUCAUGAAGGUGAUUCAGCAGAGGAAGGCAUCCGCUGCCAAAGGGUGGCCAUUCAUCCCAUGCAAGCUGGUGCUCUAUAGAUGGCGGUUUAGUGUGGAGCUGCGCCGACGCUCUGGAUCCAACGGCUCCAGCGGCUCCAGCGGCUCCAGCGGCUCCAACGGCUCCAACGGCUCCCCCGCUCUCAGGGCCCUCAGCAGCUGGAAGGGGCGUAUAAAAGUGGCCCUCCUGUUUCAUGACACCUUCGCCAUCCUCUUAGCCGCCUAUCACCCAGCCAUCCGCAUCCUCGGCGUUUCGACCGUGUUUGGAAAUGCUUCUCUGGAAAAAACCACAAACAACGCCCUCUCCAUCUUAACCGCCAUCCAUAAAGCCGAUUCCAUCCCCGUCUACAUCGGCUCCCCGCACGCCCUCACCCGUCCCCCGCUCCCCGCACCAACCGACAUCCACGGCGACUCCGGCCUCGACGGCACCUCUCUUUUGCCCAAACCCAAGGUCUCAGCACGUACCUCCCCGCCUGCUAUCGACGCCGCCUAUGCAGCCCUCAAGGCCUGCAAGCCCGGCACCGCGUGGGUAGUCGCCACAGGGGCGUUUACCAACAUCGCAAAGCUGUUUAUGACGUACCCCGAUUUAAUUGGGCAUAUCAGGGGGUUGUCCCUUAUGGGCGGCGCGUUGGGAGGGGGUUUUACGGACGCAGUGCUGGGCGUCGUAGAUGGGGUUCCCAGGGCGGGGAACUGGACGCAGUACGCCGAGUUUAACGUCCUUGCCGACCCGGAGGCGGCCGCCUUUAUCUUUGGAAACAAGGAACUAGCUGCCAAGACGACGCUCAUACCCCUGGAUGUGUCACAUCUCGUUCUGACGACCUCGACCGUCCGGGAUCUGUUGUUAUACGGUCGUGAAGGCGUCGAGAAACGCCAUCCGAUGGGCGGCUCCCCUUCCCCAACAACGCCCACCCCAAGCCCCGAGGGGGCCAGACUCCAAGGCAAAACCCCCCUGCGCACAAUGCUCGUCGAACUCCUCCUCUUCUUCGCAAAAACUUACGCCGAAGUCUUCUCCAUCACCGAAGGCCCCCCACUCCACGACCCUCUCGCCGUGGCUGCGGUCCUCACCGGACUAAGCGAGACACACCCCCACCUGAAGGAGCACGAGAUCCCGUUUAUCGAGCACGAUCCCUCUAUCACAGAACCGGGGCUGGCGCAGCCGGAGAGAUAUGAGGUGAGCGUGGUCACGGAGGGGUCGUACGAGGAUGCGCUUUUGAGGGGAGCCAGGACGGGGCAGAUUGUAGCGAAGAAGUUGCCUCCGGGUACGCCGGGGGUGAGAAUUCCGAGGAGACUGGAUGUGGCGCUGUUUUGGGAAGUUUUGGAGGAGUGUGUACAGAGGGCGGAUGAGGCUGUUGCGAGGGCUGAGGAAGGGGGCAAAGCUGAAUAA
Thermochaetoides thermophila DSM 1495 is the source of this 3021-nucleotide messenger RNA. RefSeq names its product uridine nucleosidase-like protein. The transcript has 4 exons. The record is from RefSeq and is a predicted model, not a curated record. Gene Ontology annotation, cellular component: cytosol. The coding region runs from base 1 to 3021 and encodes 1006 amino acids. Gene Ontology annotation, biological process: purine nucleoside catabolic process. NCBI's taxonomy places the organism in Eukaryota, Fungi, Ascomycota, Sordariomycetes, Sordariales, Chaetomiaceae. Gene Ontology annotation, molecular function: purine nucleosidase activity.